UCCGGCGGGGGCUCCGCGCUGCUCAGCAGACUCACACCUCUUCUUCCAAACAUACUUCAGCAGCCCGUGAGGCCCCUCACUUAUUGUAGUCUACGGAAGGGAAAGAGGAAGACUGUGAAAGCUGUUGUUAAGAGGUUUCUCCGACUGCACAGUGGUCUUUGGGUUAGGAGAAAGUCUGGUUACAAGAAGAAAUUGUGGAAGAAGUCUACUGCCCAGAAGAAGCGCUUGAGAGAGUUUGUGUUGUGCAACAGAACACAAUGUAAACUCCUGGAUAAGAUGACCACUUCUUUCUGGAAAAGAAGAAAUUGGUAUGUUGAUGAUCCCUACCAGAAAUAUCACAACCGCACAAAUCUUUCUGUGUAGGAAUCUUUAAUUAUUUUAUAAAUAAACACAUGCAUCUCAUCUGCUCAGAACUAUGGCCCAAAAUAAAGGAAUAUUAAAGAUUA
Messenger RNA from Meleagris gallopavo (turkey), 446 nucleotides. The record is from RefSeq and is a predicted model, not a curated record. NCBI's taxonomy places the organism in Eukaryota, Metazoa, Chordata, Aves, Galliformes, Phasianidae.